Lineus longissimus is the source of this 1949-nucleotide messenger RNA. RefSeq names its product amine oxidase [flavin-containing] B-like. The record is from RefSeq and is a predicted model, not a curated record. The transcript has 12 exons. Gene Ontology annotation, molecular function: oxidoreductase activity. Lineage: Eukaryota; Metazoa; Nemertea; Pilidiophora; Heteronemertea; Lineidae. Bases 128 to 1828 code for a protein of 566 amino acids.
UGAGGAAGGAUAUCAGGAACAUAGUGAAUGGACUCUUACUUCUUGUAACCCAACACGUGUGUUUUGGGCCACAAUGAAAAUUCCUGGAACAAGGAUUCAUAUUUAAGUUUGCAUUAUUGCUUUAGUCAUGUACAGUUCAAUGAGGGUGUUCCCUCCGUGUACAUGUACGUCUGUGAGUCGCGCAACACAUUUCUUGAGUGCUGCUGCAAGAAGUGGUACAUUCUUUUACAAUAGAUCAUCACAUCUCUCAUCAUUUUCACAGCUCUCUUCAUUUUCCCCUGGAACGAAUAAACUGGAAAAUCAUCAUAAAAUUGGACUGCUCACCAAAGGCAGCAAUAAGCAUAAGCGGUUUUCCACUGCUCCAGUUACUAAUGUAACUGAUGCUUCCAUUAUGGCUGAUAAGAUGGCAAGGACUUCAAGAGUGGAUUUGAAGACGAAUUAUGCGGAUGAUAUUGAAAGAGCAGAUGUUGUUGUGAUAGGAGGUGGCAUCAGUGGGUUGUGUGCUGCUAAACUGCUCAAGGAAGAAGGUCUUGGCGUCAUUGUGUUGGAAGCAAAGGACAGAGUUGGGGGACGAACACUGACCGCAAAAGAUCCGUCGUUUGGCUAUGUUGAUCUCGGAGGGGCCUAUGUUGGACCAACACAAGAUAGGAUUUUACGUCUCGCAAAGGAAUUGAAGGUCGAAACCUACAAAGUUGAUAUAGAAGGAAAGACAACCAUAAUCACUGAUAGUAGAAGAACGACAGACGAUAAAGUCUACAAUCCUAUUGUUUUACUCGAUCGACUCAAUACCAGAAGGACAAUUAAUGCCUUCGCCAAACAGGUUCCUUUGGACACUCCCUGGGAAGCACCACGCGCCAAGGAAUGGGACUCAAUGAAUUUGGCUCAGUUUUCUGAGAAUUUGUGUUGGACUAAAUACGUGCGCGACGAUCUCCAAAACCAACUGAAUGGCCUUUUUUCUUAUGACCUAAAUGAAGUUUCAUUACUAUUUGCAUUGUGGACUUUGCAUUCUGGUGGAUGCUUGGAGCAAAUGAACUGCAUUGAAAAUGGAGCACAGGAAAGUAAGUUUGUUGGCGGAGCACAACAGAUCUCUGAGAAAAUGGCUGAUAUCCUUGGUGGCUGUGUCAAGUUAUCGAGUCCUGUUUUAGAAAUUGACCAAAGCGGAGAAGAGGUGAUGUUGACAACAGAACAUGGAAGGAAAUUUUCUGCCCCUCAUGUGAUAAGUGCGAUGCCCAUCUCGAUACUCAAUAAGAUUACCUUCUGUCCUUCACUACCCACUGCCAAGGUUGAACUAAGCAAGGGCAUGCCCAUGGGCUCCGUCAUCAAGACCCACAUGUAUUAUGAGAAACAGCAUUGGAAGGAUAAAGGCCUUAGUGGCAGCCUGGAUUCAUCUAAUGGUCCUGUAGAAAAUUCAUUAAAUGAUACAAAGCCAGACGGAUCAUAUCCCUGUUUAGUAGGCUUUAUCAAUGGGGAAAAGGCAAAGGAAUUCACCUCACUGACAAAAGAGGAAAGGAAGCAACAGCAAGCUGACUAUUAUGCCGAGAUGUUUGAGAUCGAGGAGAUGGGCCGUCCUAUUGGAUACGAGGAGUUGAUUUGGAUGGAGGAGGAAUACAUCGGCGGAGGUUAUUGUGGAAUCAUGCCCCCAGGUGUGCUCACAACAUACGGACCAACAUUACAAGAACCAGUUGGUAAUGUUCACUUUGCUGGCGCAGAGGCGGCAACCGUUUGGACGGGCUUCAUGGAUGGUGCGGUGCAGUCAGGGGAAAGAGCAGCACGAGAGAUCCUCCACAAACUCGGAAGAACUUCCAAGGAAGAGAAGGCACCAAAAUAGACAUCCUACAUACUACAAUGUACGAACAUACCUUUGCGAAGUUCUUGCCUUCCAUUGAUUCAAUUGUUAAGUUCUUCAAGUACGGUAAUACAUUUCUGUGGCUUGAAUAUGUUGAGAAUAU